GAUCAUUACAUCACCACCACCGAGCACUGCCACCGUACGAACCAUCGUCCAUCCUCCCAGUCCGGGGCGCGCGCUCUCAGAUCGGAUCGGGUACGCCGGAGACAAGAGACGAUGAUGCAUCGCGCCGACGGCCUCGACCUGGGCCUCGGGCUGGGGCUCGGCCUCGCUUCCCAGGGCAGCCUCACGUCCUCCACCACCACCGCCGCAUCCUCCUCCCCGGCCUCCGCCUCCCACUCGCAGCACUGGACCGCCGCGCUCAGCUCCGUCAUCGGCUUGCGGAAGGAGGAACCGGGGGUGCAGGCGUCCACGUCGCCCGAGAGCGGCGGCACAAAGAGGGGCCUGGAACGGACCGGCUCCGGCCUGGCCGCGGGCAGCGACGAGGACGACGACGGCGGUGAUGGCGCCGGCGGGCGCAAGAAGCUCAGGCUCUCCAAGGACCAGGCCGCCGUCCUCGAGGAGUGCUUCAAGACGCACAGCACGCUCAACCCCAAGCAGAAGAGGGCGCUGGCGAACCGGCUGGGCCUCCGGCCGCGGCAGGUGGAGGUGUGGUUCCAGAACCGCCGGGCGCGCACCAAGCUCAAGCAGACGGAGGUGGACUGCGAGUACAUGAAGCGCUGCUGCGAGCAGCUCGCCGAGCAGAACCGCCGCCUCGAGAAGGAGGUAGCCGAGCUCCGCGCGCUCAUGGCCGCGCCGCCGCCGCACAGCGCGGCGGCAGCGGCGGGGCCACUGACCACCCUCACCAUGUGCCUCUCCUGCAAGCGCGUCGCGUCCACGUCCUCUGCCUCGGCCUGCGACGUGCCCAACUUUUCCACUAAUGCCGGCAUCGGCAUGCCCAUGCCAUCCCCGGUGGCACUGCCAGACCACCGGCAGUUCUUCUGCGGGUACAGAGACACCGGAGCAACGUACGGCGGCUCUUCGGGCCUCACCAAGGUGGUCAAGCCGGCCAGAUAGAACGAGCUAUCUCUGACGCCGCCAUGAUCAGCAUGCCAAGCAAGCUAUAACAAAAAUGGCGGCAUUGUCACAACUCACAAACUUAAGCUGGUUUAGCAGAAAGUUUAGUCCUUCGUUUUCUCAGUCUCAGGGGGAAAUGUAAGUUAAUUAAUUCUAGCAAUUUAGGGCCGAAUUAUCCAUCGAAAUGAGUUCCGGCGGGGAUGGAUGUAUGAAUGUGAAAAUCUAAUGAAAUGACAUGAGAAACUAAUUCACACUAGGAA
This is a messenger RNA of Hordeum vulgare subsp. vulgare (domesticated barley), 1211 nucleotides long. Its product is annotated as homeobox-leucine zipper protein HOX2-like. NCBI's taxonomy places the organism in Eukaryota, Viridiplantae, Streptophyta, Magnoliopsida, Poales, Poaceae. Gene Ontology annotation, molecular function: sequence-specific DNA binding; DNA-binding transcription factor activity, RNA polymerase II-specific. The record is from RefSeq and is a predicted model, not a curated record. Gene Ontology annotation, biological process: regulation of DNA-templated transcription. The transcript has 2 exons. Bases 112 to 951 code for a protein of 279 amino acids.